This is a messenger RNA of Colossoma macropomum (tambaqui), 13091 nucleotides long. RefSeq names its product WNK lysine deficient protein kinase 1b (gene wnk1b). Gene Ontology annotation, molecular function: protein serine/threonine kinase activity; ATP binding; potassium channel inhibitor activity. Gene Ontology annotation, cellular component: cytosol; cytoplasm. Bases 1128 to 8735 code for a protein of 2535 amino acids. The record is from RefSeq and is a predicted model, not a curated record. Gene Ontology annotation, biological process: positive regulation of potassium ion import across plasma membrane; protein phosphorylation; intracellular signal transduction. The transcript has 30 exons. Lineage: Eukaryota; Metazoa; Chordata; Actinopteri; Characiformes; Serrasalmidae.
GGGAGCUGAAACAGCUCGUGUCGGCGCAGCCUCCAACGUGACACACUGGAAUAAGCAUCUGAGGCGAGAAAGAGAGCGAGGGAGAGGGAAAGAGACGGUAACAGACCAGCAGCCCAGCACAAAGCUCGUGUUUUGGACGCGACAGUGCGCUGAGAUUUGAUUGACCCCUCGCUGCUUUUUUCUGCAGAGGGCUCUGUUCGGGAUUUACAGGCUCGCCGACGCGACUGGACUGAACGGAGACGAGCUGCGGCGGAUAUCGCUGUGUUUCUCGUUGCAUUGUUCAGGCGAAGGCGAUAUCGAUCGACUGCGAAAGCGAACUUGGGAGCCGAGCGAACCUGAGGUCGGUCGGUGGACUUGUAAACAUUGGGCUCGUGAGGAGCGCUGGACAGCUUUUUUGUCCAGUUAAAACCUCUUGCAGGGCUGAGUUGCUGGCGUUGAACGUCCCUUUCUGCAGAAGGAGCUCCUUAACUGGCGAUAGGUUAACAUGGACUCGGUUAUUUAUGAAUUGUCGGUACUGUGAUAGCUCGGUUAGCCAGCGUAGCUCACCGGAUUUAACGUUAACGUUCGUUUUUUCCCAACCACGUCAGUUCUGACCAACUGCUGCUGUUUCAUCGGGGCACAAGAAUGGAUAAAAUGAUACGAAAGUGAGUCUGGACCUGGGGUCGGGUUUCGCAGCCAGGUUGCCUGUUCUCUGUGACGAUCGAAAGUGCAAACAGGCUCUAGCCCGUCCUUCCUUUGGUUCCUUAUGCUCAAUGAGGACUCUUCCCGGGUCACUGCAGGAUGGAUGGUGUGGAUUUGACGGUCCUUGUCUGUCACCAUCAGCGAUUGCUCCUCUGUGACUGCGUCUUGUUCUUUUACAUUUAUAAAAGAACGCCCCCUCUCCUGAGCUCAGACCAUAAAUACUGUAACAGUAACUGUUUAUAAGGAACACCCAAGGAGGGGGCUCUCCCACAAACUCUUGAGGCUCUUAGGGGCUUUCAAUUUGUGCACCCCUUUAUCGCCCCCUCGGUCUGUUUGUGGAGAAAUUCUUCACAGCAGAAGCGUAAGUUUACAUUUGGAUUUAUUCACCGUAAUUUAUUUAUUCUUUUGAGAGUUUGCAAAUUUUUUUUGGUUCGCCUGGAGUGAAGAUGUCCAAAAACAAUGGCAUGGAGUUCCUGGCCCCUCCUCCGCCAAAGAAUGUGAACGGCUCGGGCUCAGACUCGCUGUUGGGCGAAAAGCUGGGCGCGGAGGUCCGGCAGCGGCGCCACACGAUGGAUAAAGAUCUGAAGACGGCCGAGCACCGGUUCUUCAGGCGCAGCGUCAUCUGCGAUUCCAACGUAACUGCGCUCGACCUUCCUAGCAAAGCUUGUAUCCCCACGUCCCCUCCGGACUGCGAGUCGUCCACGGCACCCUUGGGGCUGGGUUCCGCUCCCGGUGUAGCCGCUGAGGCCUGCUUGGCUGUAGCGGAGGCCGUGGUGGAAGAGCAGGCAGAAGAUGCCAGUGAAGGAGGGAGCCUUGCUGGGAUCGAUGGGGUGGAGAAGCAAAGCCAGGACGCGAAUGCAGGUCAGAGCGAACUCCCUGGCGCUGCCGUGGUGGCACCUGCUGUGGCACAUGACCAGGAGCAAGAAGGUGGAGCGGUAGAGAAACGUGAGGAAGAGGAGGAGAAGGGGGCAGCGAAGGCCCGAGCAGAAGCGGAGCAGAGGGAGGCUGAAAAGAAGGUGCAGGAGGAUGAGGAAGUGGAAACCAAAGCUGUAGGCACCUCUCCAGAUGGCCGCUUCCUCAAGUUUGACAUCGAAAUCGGACGGGGCUCCUUCAAAACCGUCUACAAGGGCUUGGACACUGAGACAACUGUGGAAGUAGCGUGGUGUGAACUCCAGGACCGUAAGCUGUCCAAGUCUGAGCGGCAGCGCUUCAAAGAAGAGGCGGGUAUGCUGAAAGGCCUGCAGCACCCCAACAUCGUUCGCUUCUACGACUCCUGGGAGUCUCCCUUAAAGGGGCGCAAGUGCAUUGUGCUGGUGACGGAGCUCAUGACGUCAGGCACCUUAAAAACGUAUCUGAAGCGGUUCAAAGUGAUGAAGAUCAAGGUUCUGCGGAGCUGGUGCCGUCAGAUCCUGAAGGGCCUUCAUUUCCUCCACACUAGGACUCCUCCCAUCAUCCACCGGGACCUCAAGUGUGACAACAUCUUCAUCACCGGCCCAACUGGCUCCGUUAAGAUCGGCGACCUGGGCCUGGCUACUCUGAAGUGCUCUUCUUUCGCCAAGAGUGUUAUAGGUACCCCUGAGUUCAUGGCGCCUGAGAUGUAUGAGGAGAAGUAUGACGAGUCGGUGGAUGUGUAUGCCUUUGGGAUGUGCAUGUUGGAGAUGGCUACCUCAGAGUACCCGUACUCCGAGUGUCAGAACCCUGCUCAGAUCUACCGCCGGGUCACCAGUGGAGUGAAACCUGGCAGCUUUGAUAAGGUAGCCAUACCAGAGGUGAAGGAGAUCAUCGAGGGGUGUAUUCGACAGAACAAAGAUGAGAGAUACGCCAUUAAGGUCCUGCUGAACCAUGCCUUCUUCCAGGAAGAGACGGGGGUGCGAGUGGAAUUGGCUGAGGAGGACGAUGGGGAGAUGAUCGCCAUCAAGCUCUGGCUGCGCAUUGAAGACGCCAAGAAGUUGAAAGGCAAAUACAAAGAUAACGAAGCCAUCGAGUUCUCUUUCGACCUCAGUAAAGAUGUUCCUGAAGAUGUGGCCCAAGAAAUGGUUGACUCUGGCUAUGUGUGUGAGGGUGACCACAAGACCAUGGCCAAGGCCAUUAAGGACCGUGUGUCGCUGAUCCUACGAAAGCGGGAGCAGCGCCAGCUAGUGCGAGAGGAGCAGGAGAAACGGAAAAAGGAGGCUGAACAGCAGCAGCAGCUGAGUGAGUCCCAGAAGGCCUUGCAACUUGGGCCUCAGGCAACCCCAGGAGCCACUCUGAAUCAGUGCAGUGUCCAGCCACCAACCCCUGGCCAGCCUGAGUCCGAGGAGCCUGAAGCAGACCAGCACCAACAGCUGCAGUACCAACAAAGUGGCAUCACCAUCACCUCUGAAGGGACAGUGGACAGUGGACAGGGCUCGUCCUUAUACUCCGAGACGCCUCUCAACCAGCUCACCAUGUCCUACAGUUCUCCCGCAGCAUCCCAGCAGGCCUCCCAGCAGCAGCAGCAGCAGCAGCCUGGGCAGGCCUCUUACACCCCUGCCUCCCAGCCUGCCCAGCAGCACCCUGCCUUCCCCCAGCAGCCUAUGCCGCAGUCAGUGAGUCAGCAGUAUGGCGGCGGUGGAGGGGGCUCAGCUCUGGCCCCUGAGCCCCCGUUCUUUUUCCCCACCAUCCCCGAGCGGCCCGUCUCAUUCUCGCCCCCGCCGUCCUGCCCGCCCAAAGGCUUCAGCGUGCAGCGCCGCAAGAGCACGUCGAUCUUGGAGGCCCACACGCGCCAUUUCCAGCCGGCCUACCGCAGCUACGGCAGCAGCCUCCAUCCUUUCUCUGGCGUGGAGGCCCUGGAGCCCUCGCUCUUCUUGCUACCCAGUAUGGCUGCCCAGAGACUGGCAGAGCCUUUGCACCUGCAGGCCCCGUCUGAGUCCCUGUAUGGCUAUAAGGAGCAGCAGGAGGAGGCCGUGCGCAGACUGAGUCUCAACCAGGCCACUUUGUUGGACCAUUUUGAAAGCAUGGCAGCAUAUGGCGGCUAUCCAUUGGCAGCCCAUCAGCUCAACCAGCUCACCCUCCACCAGCAUAUGCAAGCUGCUGCUGCUGCUGCUAGCCUGGCUUUUGAGGCCCCACAGCCUAGUCCAGCCUACAUGCACCCUCACAUUCCUGGCCACAUGCGCCUGACCCACAGCCCUGUCCCGCAACUGACCCCCGUAAGUGUAGCCCAACCAGUCACCUCGGUGGCCCAGCCAUCUUAUGACCAACCUCACUCUUCAUUCCCCCACUCUGCUCCACCAGUGCUUGCCCACGCUGCUGAACCUGCCAGUGCCUUUGAGUUCCAUGUCCAUGGCCUCCAGGCAGACCCGAACACUCUAGCCUCAAGACUGUAUCGAACACGCCGUGGAUCCAUGGAUCUUAACCUCGAGGAGGCAUCCGGCAAUCCUGCACUGGUCAGCCGGCUUCAGCCCGUCACUGAGGAGUACAUUAGCUACGUAAGCCCGGAGCUCCCUCUACCCCCAGGCAGUCUGCUGCUGCAUGGACCCAAAGACCGCAGUCCAGAACCGUCCAGUGACUCGGUGGCUUCUUCAGACGCUGGAGAGUUCAACUCACCGCCUCCUCACACAGGGCACCCUCAUCUGGACGCUUCGGCCGCCCAGUCCAUCCCACAGACAUCCUAUUAUGGGCCAGACGUGGGCAGCGGCACCUGCGAGGGCCACCCACCCAGUCAGCAGGCAUUUCUGUUCAUCCCGAACUCAGAGCUGUCCGGGACGUCCAGCUCCCACAUCAGCAUGCUGCACAGCAACUGGGCCAGGCAAACGCCCCUCCAGCCCGAGCUUUCGUACCACGAGUCUGCCCUGGCCCUUCAGGGCUCUGCUUUGCAGGUGUCUGCUCCCCAGUCCGGCAGCGCUGUUCCUCUGGUUCCCGGCAGCUCCCAGUCCGCACCCUGGAUGGACUCAGUCAAUCCACAGUAUGGAGGUUACUACGUCCCAGCGCUCCCUUCGCAGGUGGUUCCGCAGCACGUUUCACUGGGUCCUGCCUCGCAGCCCAGUGUUUCCCUGCCCCAGCAGCUGCCUCCAUUACAACCUGCCAGCUCAGGCCUGCAGAGCAUUGCCCAGACACACAUCCAGCCAGGACCUCCGGCUGCUCAGUCUCCAUUAUCCCCGCUGACCCAGCCUGUCCAGACCGACCCAUUCCCCCAGUCACCCUCCAUCUGCCCAGCCAUCAGCUGGACCUCACUGCCCCUCUCCUAUCUCCCCCAGCCCUCUGCACCUGGCCUGGGCUCCCUGGCCCCAGUUGCACUUCCCCCAGUAACAGUGGCUCAGGGGCAGCAGCCAGUCCCUGUGCCAGCCCCAGCAGUGCUGAGCUCACCUGCGGUAGCAGCAGCAGGAACUGUGCCGGCUGUGUCUCCUUCAGUGCUGCCUGCCACCAUAGCCACAUCACCCACCUCGCCAUCGCAGCCCCAAACGAAGCCUCCUCCUUCUCCUCUGCCGCUAGCCACCACCGUACCGACAAUCCGUGUGGCCGCUGCCCCCACCCCUACUGAGCAGUCCGGUCUAGCUUCAGAAACCCCGUCCCAGACAUCCCUGACUGGAUCCCAGACAGUGGAUAUGUCACAACUCCAACCUCCAGCGGUGACCUGCACUAUGGAAAGCAGCCACUCUGAUGUGGCGUCCGGUCUGAGUGAUGGAAACGAAGGCGUGACGGGUGGCAGGCACGAGGGGCGCUCGGCCAAACGGCACCAGCGGAGAUCCGUGCGCAGCCGCUCUCGCCAUGACAAGAUCACAAAGGCCAAGCUCAAUGUGCUCAAUAUCUCCAACAUGGGUGACAGGGUUGCUGAGUGUCAGUUGGAAACACACAACAGGAAAAUGGUGACUUUCAAGUUUGACCUGGAUGGAGAUAAUCCAGAGGAAAUUGCUCAGAUUAUGGUUGAGAGCGAGUUCAUUCUGGAGAGCGAGCGGGAGUCCUUCAUCGAACAGGUUCGGGAAGUCAUUGAAACUGCAGAUGAAAGAGGGCUUGAGAGAGAGGGCAGCCAGACUGCGAGCAACCCUGAACAGCAGAUACCUGUUACAUACACACCUCUCCAGCCAGGUGUUGGCGUGAGUUCCACUACCCAGGUGGUGCACUCAGCAGGCCGCAGGUUCAUCGUUAGCCCUGUACCUGAGUCCAGACUGAAAGAACAGUUCUUCGGCACAGCUCAACCAACCACCCCACUCCUAGAGCAGUCUGCACCAACAGCGUCAGUGGGAGGAUCUGCCGUGGGGCUGUCUCAGUCUGCCUCUGCAGUCAGUCUGCAGCAGGCCUUUGCUGAACUCCGCCAGGGCCAGUAUGACCCUGGACCCAGCACAGCACCCCCUACCCUGCACACCUCCAUGCCUCCUCUGUUACCUGUAGCCAGCCCCCUCCCUGCUUCAUCUGCUGCUGUGCUCUCACCUCAACCUCAGCCUUCUGAACCAGCUGUCCCCACUCCCCUUCUUCCUCCUUCCUCACUCCCUCCUGUAGUUGCCUCACUGCCUUCUCAGCCCCCGCCACCCAUCGGUCAGCCUGCCAUCUCCACAGUCCCCACCAUGAUGUCUCCGCCCUGCUCAGUAUCCCCUCCAGUAGCCAUGAGCGCUGCUUCUAUGGUUCCUCCAGCCUCUUUCCCUCCAUCUACAGUCCCCUUGCAUGUGGUCAUAAACACUUCAGUGCCCAGCACUGCAGCCCUACCCCCUCACCCUGUUAACAAUGUGAAUUCUCUUCCUGGGGGAACUGCUGAGCAGCCUCCUAUCCCUUCCACCGUAGCCCAACUCACUCCAGCUGUGAUACCAACCACGGCCAUCCAAACGCCCCAGCUCAUCCCCUCCAGCGUUCCAAGCACCAGCGGCCCGCCAGCUCCUGUCCCUGCCGCUUUGCCCCAGGUGCCUAGCCUUCAGCCGGUCACCACUAGCAUCCCUGUGGUGCAGCCCACACCCGUGCACAGUCAGCCCCAGCCCUCCACGCUUCCCAACCAGAGCCACUCUCACUGUGUUGAGUGUGAAGGAGACUCCCAGGGCAAGACCCCUGGCAUAGACGACAUUCAUGCCCUGGACAAGAAACUACGCUCCCUUUUCAUGGACCUGGGCUCGGGCCCCCCUUCGGCACAGGCCGACACCGGAGCCCUGGAGCCCAACAUUCCUGGCACGUCCUCCCCUACAAGCUCCACCACCAUCUCUGGCGGCCCACCUCUCCCUCCUUCUAGCUUGCCUUUGGGUUUUUCUGGUCAGCCAGCAGGCUCCCCUAUGACCACCCCAGGCACUACUACCACGCCUGUCAACUACGGCCAGAGCACGCCAUCCAAAGCACCGUUGUCAAGAUUGCCGGUGUUGCCUGUCGGCUCCGAGCAAGCCGGCACGCCACCCACAGAACACCCGCCACCCUUCCCAGGACCUUGUCUAACUCAGUCCCAGCAGCCCCUGGAGGAUCUGGACGCCCAGCUGAGACGGGCUUUGAGUCCAGAGACUGUGUCUGUCAGCAGUGUCACGCAUCAGUCCUCUCUUACCGGGAUGCCUGCUGGAGGUCAGCCAGUUCCAUUUUCUCUGGAUGGGGAACCAGUAGCCGCACCUGUAGCUGGAGGCUUCAAACUGGGCCGAUUCCAGGUGUCACUGGCAGCUGAGGACUCUUCCCUGCAGGCUCCCACCACCUCCAGUGACUCAUCUUCUUCUACCACCUCUUCAUCCACCUCUUCCUCCUCAUCCUCCUCUCCCUCCACUCUCUCCAGCCCGGAGAACACUCUGCACAGGACCUCGUCUCCACUCCAUGAGCUGGGGGGAGAUGUUGUGGACGGCCUUCCUCCAAUGCAGCCUGGCCAGAAGGCCCCCUCCCCGCAGCCCACCACCAUCGGCCGCUUUCAGGUCACCACCAGGACCGACACCAAGGUGGGCCGUUUUUCAGUGAGAAGGGCCCCAGAUGAUCCCCCUGCAGGCGCUCCAGAGGCUCCGGGGUCUCCAGAGCCUCAGCCUCAGAGCCUUCCUGCUGUGGGAAAUGGCCCAGCUCUCAGCCCUGAAGGCAAGAGCCUGGCCAGCCUGAACAACUCCUUCAACUCCUACUUGAGCAGUGACAACGACUCGGAGUUUGAGGAUGAGGACUUCAAGCGAGAAGUCAGCAAGCUGCGAGAGAAGCACAUGAUGGAGAGUCAGGCCCUCUACACACGGCAGAAAGAGGAGAUCGAUGCCCUUUUUGCCCGAAUGGGUAAAGUCCCGCCUGCCACAGUUAACCCACCCGCAGUGACCCUGGCCGGCCGCAGACGGCGACCCACCAAGAGCAAAAGCAGCAAGUCUAGCCGUGGUAGCUCACAGGGCAGCAAGAGCCCACUUCAGCCUGCAAGCAGCACUUUAUCGGCGCAGAGUGCUCCCUCAGUGUACCCACCACAGCAGGGCUUCCUGUCCCCCGGAGGUCUGGUUGAUGCAGGGAGCAGCCCCAUCCUCCAGCCCUUCAAACCCACUCCUUCCAGUGAAAACCUGUACUCAGCCUACACCAGCGAUGCCACGCUGUCCGCCCCCAGCCUCUGUGUAGCCACGCAAGGGACGAGCAGCACCAACACGGUGGGUGGGCCAGGCCCGGGGCAGAGCCAAACUCAGCCGCCGAACACUGCGCCCCAGAGCCGCAAGGGCACGUUCACCGACGACCUGCACAAACUGGUGGACAACUGGGCCAGGGAUGCCAUGAACCUGUCCCAGGGCAAGAGGGGGUCCAAGCACCAACAGCAGGCCCCCUCUCAGGGCCACAGCUAUGAUAUGAUCCCACCUGCCAAUAUGGGACGCAAGUUCUCGGCUCCGGGUCAGUUGUGCCCCAGCAUCGCUUCAUCUCUGAGCGGCCACACGCCCAUGUCCAACCCCCCUGCUACCUCUCUGGGGACCCGCAAGGGUUCCCUGUGCCCUACACCGCAGUAUGGCUACCAAUCAGCACCUUACAGCAGCCCGUGGGCCGGCGGCUCGGCUGCACACACCCAGGCGGCGGGCCUGCUGGCUGGCUCCCAACCCCUGGGCCAGUUCAACCCGGGCCCGUCUGCCAUGCAGGCCUUCCACAUUAGCACUUUGCAAAAGUCAGUCAGCAAUCCAGGAGGCCCCAACCUGAGGACCACGUAGGGCUCGGCCAGCCCAGUGCUAGGCCACGACAAGUGUUGACUGGGGGAGGAGUUAAAGAGAGUGGGGCAGAAACGCAUGGACCGGUGGUGACGUUGCCGUGGACUUGGGUACAUGAGUUGGGUUUCAUUGCAGCUUUGCAGACUCUGACUUGUCGAAGGGGCUGACAUCUGGCCUGUUUGCCCUGGACAGUAUUUUUCAAAUUGGAGAGAGAGUUCGGAGCGAGAGAAGAGCCAGCAGGAGAGUGCUGUGUGGGGAAAAGCCAGGGUUCGUGCACACAUAAACAGAAUCACACACCUCUCUCACAUCUCCUGGGGACUUCUCAUCACUCCUGCACUCUCAUGGACAUGCUAUGGGGCAAACGCACAACAUGAGGAGAGAGAGGCGAGAAAAAAAUAAAUAAAUAACAAAUGGGUGAACACAAUGAGUGCAAUGUUAAGUGGCCAAAGAAGGUUGUGACCUUUUUUUUUUCUUUUUUUUUUUUCUUUUUCAAAAUCUCUAACGUGUGUAGUGAUGGCUUCCUUCGCUAACCGGCCCCAGAGUGUUUGCUCCAGAGUAGACUGAGGUGGUGGUAGGUCAGGGCGUCGGGUUGUAGCUUACUAACCUUUUGAAGAAAGGCAAAUCAUCCUGUCCCUUCCCAGUCUCCAAGCUUGUCUUGAUUGAUUUCCCACUGUUGUGUCAGCUGAGUUCUCUGGAGACUAGCGACUACUACUGGUGAAGGAAGAGAGGACGGAGAGGAUGUGCCCCAUCUCUCCAUUACAACCCUGCUGCCAGCCCAGUAUCUGCUCUAAUGCCAUGUAGUAAUGCAAUAAUUAUAGUAAUAGAAUGACAAAGCCCAUUUUAAAACGCAGAAAGUGGCCUUCAGUAGAGAAAAUAUAAAAAUCCAUGUACAGCUUCUCUCUUUUUAUGAAUUAGGUUAUGAAUAUACAUUUGGUUACGUUUUAGUAAGGUUGUACAUAUGUGCAGAGGUCAUUCAGCCACCCCCCAUGUUUUGGACUACAAAGCUGCUUCAGAUCCCAGUUUGCUUUGUGGUGCGUUGUCAUGCUUACCAUACUCCUGUCACAUGGGACCGUUUUGACUGGGCCCUCAAAUUGAUGGUUUAUCCAGGAGUAAAUAUUUAUAUCAGGGCUGUAAGGAGGACUAGAUUUGGGUAUUAAUAAAAUCCUCAUUUUGCCUCCCCUUACAGGGCUAGACGAAUUAGUUCCCCAUUAAAAAAAAUAAAUAAAUAAACCUGUUUACCUGCUCUAUCUAGUAUUCUCAAUCGGUAUUGACAGGGAUGGGAAACGGUGGAGGUAAAGUGGAGGUUUGAUUUAAACGGGGGUGCCAGUCUGGCUCUUCCAAGCAUUCUGCCUUGGAAGCCACUAAAGCUUUAAAUCUGUUAUCUAUUACUAACGUGACAGCUUUUGUAAUCAUGACGGCGUUAGGGGCCUCUUUAGGUUGACAGGUUGAUUUUGAAUUGUAUGUUUGAAUGAGAAAAGUCGCGUUCUGUAUGGACCUGUAUUUACCCAUCAGUUUUUGAUGUUGAAACACUGUGAUUUAUUAUAAAUGUUGUUGGACAACAUUAGUUUAAAACAAAGGUAGAAAAAGGGUGGAAAUUGGAGGAUUAUUGCUAUUAGCUUAACGGUGAAGAAAGGCUAGCUAUUACCUUAUACAGAACUUAUUGGAGACACUUUAACCUUUUUUUUUUCCCUUUGUACUUUCUUUGUAUUAGAUAAAUGUGAAUGUAAAAUGGUUUCAAUUAACAUACUUGAAUAACCGGUCCGUUUUUCCCUCACCCCCCCCAGUGCCCAGAAAGCGUGCUGGAGUUUCUAGUGCCUUGCAUUCAUUCAGUUUUUAUUUCUCUUUUUUUUUUUUUUUCGGCUUUGUGGUUGGAUGUCGAGGCGGCGGAGGUGCUUGGUGCCUGGUUGGAUUGCUGGUAUGUGGACUAAACAGGUAUACAGUAGGGAAGAGAUUCUGGUUUUGGUGCCAUUUUCUUUUGAGACUGAAAUGAUGAGACGUCGUUCUAUCGUUUUAUUGCGUGUAGGAAAGGGUUGCGAAUCGUUUUGAAGCUCGGACGUUCGUGAAUGCUUACCUUAGAGGUUUGCAGGUAGCAUGUAAACACACAGCCGCCGUAGUUGCACAUGCCGCAGGCUGCGCAGUCAUCCUGCGAUUGGGUUUGGCGCACUCUUAAUCCACUCAGUUAGGCUCCGGCUCAUUGCAUUGUCAUGACACGGUAGGCACGGUUAGACCGGGACAGUUCCAGGACGUAAUUCAGAGAGGUGAGCGAGCCCAGGCUAAUGAUUUCACCGAGUUGUAAGGUGUGCAUGUGGUUAUUGGCUCAAAGUUGCAUUUCUCUAUUAAACUUGUUCGGUAUGCAAAUGAGCAGAGCGUGCCUAUAGCUGAUGCUCUCCUCUAGAAGAUUUGCUUGAGUGCUUUGAUUUAGACAAACCACAGUGCCCUUUUUCUCCUGAGGGGACGUCACGCAGGCAGCAGCAGACCAGCAGUGGCAGCCUUGUGUUUGCGACGGGUCAGUCAGAUAGAGGUGGCAGGAUGAGGCAAGUGGAAGAAAAGCGUAAGUGUGUGAGACAGUAUGUUGUGUAUUAGUAAAUAAAUAAAGGGGAAAAAGAUCUAAUUUUCUGUGUACUCAGUUAAGCUGCAGGUCAUUCAGAGUGGUUUGAUGUGGACCAUUCUAGAGAAACCAAACGUCUGAAGAGUGUAAAGCCUCUAAAGGCUCCCAACACAGUAACGGUUACAAAUAUGUUGCCUGACGCCUGAGACGUUGUUUUGUGAUAGUUCUAAAUCAUAUCACUUUGUUGGAACAAAACCUUUUAUCUCCAAAAUGAGAAAAAACAUACUCUACUUGUAGUGUAAGUCAAUGGAACCAGACUUUUUUCCAGGUCAUUUUGGGUCAUUUCUGUUCAUCCAUUCAACUUGAAAUGUUCACACAACGUAAAGGACAACGGGUACUUUCAAACUAUGCCAAAAACUGAAAAACAAAAAUGGAGAUACAAGGUUUUGUUCCGACAGCAGCAAUUAUAUAAUUGAAAAAUUAUGAUGGCAGGGUUACAUUACACAUAAAAACUCACAUUUAGCUUCACUGGUUGUUUUUCGAUAGUAAAUAAAAUGGCUGUAUUUGCGUUGCAGUUGUUUCUAUCACCACCACUGUAAAGAAGUCUGUUUCACAUCAGACCACUCUGACUUAUUUCUCAUGUAGAAAUGUUGAAAAUUCUGCUUUAACCGGUUGUUUUUGACAGUAACUAACCAGGCAUGUGUGCCCCACUGGUUGCGACAGCAUUCAGUGGUGAGCUAAGGUACGUUCAGUGGUGGGUUUCUCAGUUUCCUCUGGGUGCAUGUUGGACCAGUGAGGCCAGUAUUGCAGUAGAUGUGACAGUCAGUUCAGCUUCGAUGUAGGACUAGGGAGACGAGUCUUAGGUGGCCCCUCACCAACACAAGACACAAGCUGCUGCUCUGCUGUAACACUGCCGCUCUCACAAAGGUCUCCAGCUCUCCUACGAAUCCCCUCCUCUCUUCUUUUUAAUGCUGCCCCACAUCUUUUAUGGUUCUCAUUUUGCUGUAUAGAUAACUGCCUUCUUGGGUUUCCUGCAGAUCAGUAGCUUCUACGACCUUUUAGUAGCAGUCACAUGACGCCACUCACGAUGUAAAGAAAAGAGUUGGUUAAUCUCCACAGUUCUUCUAUCGUCUGUAAAGAAACCAAACUGUUCGUGUAGGUUAGUUCCAGUCCUGGAGACCACUGUACAGACCGCAGCAGCAGACCCGCGUUAGAUCCUCCACGUCUUUGUGCUCCGCUGGAUGUGUCGCCAAGUACCAGUUGAGUUCACACAGAGCAGAAGACUUGCGAUGGAGCGGUUCGUGCCGGACACAGCUUGUUACAAACCAUAGAGCAGUGAAACUAGUGGAGUCCCACCCGUCAUCUUAACUACUACUGAUCGCUGAUAAGGACUGCUAGAUUACAAGCCUUCUACUUAGAGCUUAGCUGUUUAAGUGAAACGUCUGGUACAAGAAGAGUUCACGUUAAGCCAGAUAUACAGAAUAGAUUAUCAACUGUUUACUGUCUGUGAGUGGCUAUAUUGUACUUUCGAUAUUUAAUAACGAACCGUUGUUUUAGAGACUUUCAUUUUGUGCUCAGUGCUUUACCUGUAAGUCUAGAAAACAGAAGUCAGUUCAGAGUUGCGUAGUUUGGUUGGCUCAAGCUGUGAACAAAUCAGUUUUUCAAAUCAAAGUUCUCAGUCCCCAUUCAUGAAAUAAUAUAUAUAAAGCUUACCAAAUGAGUGCCAUUCCCCAGUUGUAAUUUGUCCGUUUGCUCUCAUUCCAUAAACUGAGCAUUGUUUACCAUAGAGUGGUGUAGUAGCUGCAGUGCAG